Nasonia vitripennis (jewel wasp) is the source of this 8242-nucleotide messenger RNA. RefSeq lists its product as uncharacterized. The record is from RefSeq and is a predicted model, not a curated record. Bases 2336 to 8059 code for a protein of 1907 amino acids. NCBI's taxonomy places the organism in Eukaryota, Metazoa, Arthropoda, Insecta, Hymenoptera, Pteromalidae. The transcript is spliced from 4 exons.
AGUUAUAUUAUUACAGUAAUUGAUUCUCAAUACUAGAAACAUGUAUUAUCAAUUCUAAAACUACUCGAAAAAUGAAGUCACUAAAACGUAGGGAAAUCAUUUGUUUUUCACAUAUUGUAGAUUCAUAUAUUCAUAUAUACACAUCGUGUUGAUAAAUACCGAAAGAUGAAACGCCUCCAGAAAUCAAUUUAGCAUUUUAUUCAGAAACUCAUUUCUGAUUUCUCAGGAGGAGAGACGAGGUGCUACGCACAUAUCGGAAGGUCUUUCGUUUAUUUUCGUUUAAAAAGGCGUGAGCUGCGAGUGAGAACAAACAAAUGAUAAAAACAAUUUAUGGUUGAAAAUUGAGGCAGACAAUGCAAAUUAUUGCAAAUUCCUUUAUUUCAUUAUUAUUGAGGAUAAAACUGUCCAGUCAAAUCUAAAUAAUACGAAGGCAGGUCGCGGUUGACUCGACGCGAGACUCGUAAGCAUUGAGUCCUGAAUUUAAUCUGGUCCGAGAAUUCGGUCGAGAUGAUUGAACGGCUGAAAUCUGGCUAAGGAAAAGGAAUAAAUCAAAACUUGCUCUGGACAAACCUCGAAUUUUCAUCUAUUCUAUCUACACAUAAAUGAUCUCAAAAUAGGCAAAAGAUAAUCAUGUCCCGCUGAUUUUUUUAACUUUUCUUCAAGCGUCAAAGAAUAAGAGAGUAGAAAAUAUAUUAUUACAUAAACAGUGUGUAUAAACUGAAGAAUCCUAAGAAUAAGUCGGGGAACGGCAUUAAUCGCAUAAAUUUACACCAGUUGGUUCGAAACAGAAGUGAUGUAGCUUAUAUCUGCAGACAUGUUAUUAUUUCAUAAUAUGGUGAUAAAAUUCAAAGAUAGCCCGUUGUAGAAAACAGUUGGAACCAAUUUAAUCAGUAAACAGAAAAAAGUGACAUUCGAGUAAAAAUAAAGAUUAAAGCAACAUUUUUUUAAUAAUAAGAAGAGACACAGUUCAUUUUUGUACAUACAUUUACAGUAUGCUUACACUUGAACAAUUUCGUACAAAUGAGAGUUAUAUGUAUACAUAUAUGUACGCACAUAUCUGUACAGUAUUCAUGAAAAAUUGCAAAAAGCAAAUUUGCUUGCUGCACGUGUAUACACGAAAUGUCAAAUAAUUAUUAAUUUACUUUUAUAUCGGAAUUACAACGUGAAUGUUUAUACAAAUGUGUACAGUAAUAUAAUGUCUAUUGUACUUUAUAUACAAAUUUAGAUAAGGUGAUUUGAAAGUAGAAUGUUGAUAUUGUAGUGUUAUUUGUUGACAACUUAAAAGCCUAAUGCUUGUGGCUAAGAAGUUUAUAUGAUAUCUAAACGUGUACUAGACUCUAUAAUACUUGCUAUAAGAUUAUACGUCUGGCAUUUUAUACACUUGUAUCGAUGAUCGUCUUAAUGAUAUGAAUACUGUUUUAAUUUUCUGGAGAAUCCAGAAAACGCAAAAGAAAAUUUAUAGAUGGAUAAUUUAAUAUAAUGUAGAUUUUAUUGAUAACAUAAGCUAACUGCAGAAACAGACAAAAUGGAAAACCAAGCUUAAUACGUCUUAAUGUUUCCAGCGAUAAGGCGGCAAGCAAUUAAAGUGAAGUAUCAGUUUUUUGGCGCCCCUCUCGACUCCUUAUUUGUGUUAACACCAAUUCCCGUUCGAAGCCUAUAUAAGAGAACAAAUUCACAAUACUGGCCUCUCGCUCAACCAGUCUUAUUCAGUGUUCUUCACUUUCCUCUCAGGCGCGCAAAAGAUCAGUCUGUCCUGAAUGUCCACUAAACCCUUUCCAAGAUAUAAAGAAGGUACCGUUCAAAAGUAUACGAGGAUGUAUAUAUAGAAGGGCCGUUUCAACAAAAAACGACAGCCUAUGAGGUUAAUUGAGAUAAGAAAUAGUAUGAGAGUGAAAGGGGGCGGGGAGAGAGAACCUGUUCGCUAACGCAUCCCUGCGAAGGUCCGAGCGUGGUCCGAGCAUUGGCCUGAGCCAGACUUGCGGAUAUUGCCGUCAAGGCAAGUUGGGCGAAUGUCAGUAAGAAAGUCUAAAAAUUAUUAUAUUCAUUCUGUAGUGUUUUCAUCGAUUAAUAAUUGACUUAUCAUACAGACAGAAUUUCAUUUACUCGUUCAUUAGCCACGCGUCUUUACCAAAUUUCAAAAGUUCAUUUGAAUUAUUGUUGCAACGAUUGGUCUGUGCAAAGGUGUAGCCGUGAAGAAAAAUAAGGGGGAAAAACUAUUUAAGAUUCAGAACGUAAUACAACUCGACUACAAAGUAUACGACGAAUUCCAUGAAGAUACUUCUUUUGAAAAGUUGUCUUACUAAGUAAGCAUAGUUAUUCGCAUACAAGCUGAACAAUGCUGAUUGAAGAAGCAUCCCGUGCCGACGCGAAGGGAGGCACAGUACAGGAUAUUUUAGAUCUUCUUCAGGAAGGUGAAAGUAACAUCAUAUACGGUACUAAUAAAGAUGUGAUACUGUUACUAGGCACAACAGGUUCGGGCAAAAGUACUUUUACGCAGUUUAUCGCUGGAUACGACUAUAAUUUAAUAUCAGAAGAAACCAGGAAAAAUAGCCAUGAAUAUAUUAUUAUAGAUAAAAAUGGCAAAGUAGGCAACAGCACUUUUACUUCACAAACAAUUUUUCCGGAUUUAGUAUUAGACACGGAAACAAGUGCAGCUUUUUAUGAUUGUCCAGGAUUUAGUGAUACUAGAAGUCCAGCACACGAUAUAGCUGCGACGUAUUUCAUUAAGAAAGUACUUGAUCACGCUGAAAGAGUCAAGCUGGUCUUUACUACAAACUAUCCUUCGGUAAGAGAAGGUGUCGAUAGACAAGCUCUUCUCACACUCGUAAAAAACGCCGUAGAAAUGAUAAAGUACGUCAAAAAAUUUGAUAACAGCAUAGCCCUAAUAGUAACAAAAGUUGACAAUAUUUACGACACAGAGGAGAAUGAGAAUGGAGGUAUAACAGCUACUUUACGCCCCGAUGAAAGCAUCGUAGAAUCAAUCGCUAAUUUUCUCAAACAGUUUAAAGAUUAUCUUCAGUCUCAAACUUCUGGCAAAGGACUUGACAACUCAAAGGCAGUAGAAUUCGUUGAUGCCCUGUUGCACCAAAAGGACGGAAAAUAUACAAACAUAGGAUUGUUUAGACGACCUAAUAAAGCUGGAGUACUAACGAGCAUAAAACUACUACAAAGUCGUAAGCCAGCUUUGAAGAAAAUAAUACACGAAAAUAUUCUGUACAAUGCAUAUAACACGAAUGAUUUUGGUUAUACCAUAUCGGCUGAUUCGCAAAAUCAUCUCUAUGAUUUGAUAACAAAAAUAAAUGAAAAUAUAGUUACUGGUAUUUUAAACAUUGGUCAAGAGAUUGAAAAAAAUUAUAAAAGUCAAGAAGAACCAACGAGUGAUAUUAAAAAUUUAUACAAUACAUUUAGAUUGGGCUAUGAUGCGUUAUCAGCUACAAAAACAUCGGCUCUUAGCGUAACGGAACCGCAACAGUUACUAAAAAUGAUCACUAAAAACGUUAUUGAUUUGGACAUUAGUAUUUCAAAAGAAAAUUUCCAAAAUAUUACAAACCACGGCGAGUAUCUAAAAUUUAUCAAAACAAUAGAUAGAACGUCAAAUGUAAUGAAGCCUACCGAAUGGGCUCAAGCUUUGACAAAUGUUGUUGGAUAUUUGGACGACUCGCAGAGAUGGUAUAGUUUUCUAAACAACUUUUAUGAUAUUCUGUCAAAGUAUGACGUACAACAAGAUUAUCGUCAAUAUUCAAGCAGCGUAGACAGUUUGAAAUACCAAAUAGGAAUAAACGAAAACAACUCACAACUAGUUCUUGCCCAGCUAAAGCAAUUUUUAGAUAAGAUCAACAAAGAGGAGUCGGAGAAACAGUAUCCCAACAUCAAAGACGUUAAGCUAAACAAACCUAAAUUGAAAAUCUUGACUGAUUUGCUUAAUUUAGCGCUCAAAUACAAUGUGGAUUCAUCGUGCAAAGAUAAUAAUUUAAUCAUCAAAGGACAAUUUAUUAGAUUAAAAGACAUAUCCUCCGCAAAUUGUGAAAAACCAAAAGUCGUAAAAAUUUUUGCAUUGAACAAGGUGUUCAUAGAUACUGACUUGGAUAAAACAGGUGAACAAGUGCAGCUUUCUAUCAUAGCACCGAAAUGGGAAGUUAUUGGAAGUCCAAGUAUAAUCUUGAAUGGAAGUCCUGGAUCAUCGUUAAAUCCUGGAAAAGCGAAAAAUGCCAUUGCUCCAGGUGCUGCUGGAGACGAUGGAAAGCCUGGAGAGCCUGGUGGUCCCACGGGACAUUUCUUAAGCAUCGCCCAAAAUGUAGUGAACGGCGAAUAUCUAAAACUUUCGAUCGUAGGCGGCCAAGGUGGGCCAGGUCAAGAAGGAGGCGACGGUAAAGAAGGUAAAGAUGGAACGGUACCGGGCGUUCCUAGAAAUGGUGCAGAUCCUUCGUGGGGCCCAGGCUUUGCUGUAAACGAUGAAAUACUCAUAGAUAAAUAUUGGAGGGACUUGGGUGAAAAUCAUAUUGUGUGGUAUUGGGAAUGGCAUUCUCGAUGGUGGGUACGUGGACAGGACUGUAUUGAUGGCGGAAACGGUGGCAGUGGUGGAGUCGGCGGAAAAGGAGGAAAAUCAGUAGACGCUGUUGUCGUAAACCUAGUCAAGAGUCCAGAAUUUGCCAUCAGUAACCAUAAGGGAGAUACUGGAACAGGUGGUUCUGGAGGUAAAGGUGCCAGAGGUGGUAGCAAAAGAGGACAGCUUUUAACAUUGUAUGGACAUUCUUUACAACUGAAAUCUAUUUGGGGCGAUCCAACUCCUAGUUAUAAAUAUACCGUUGUAUCACGAGAGGAUUUAAAACAGUGCUCUUCAGGUCGGUAUGGCAAUACUGGUAAAAAUGAUAAAAAUAUUAAGGAGCCGGCAGAAGUAGUUUUAAGUCAGCUGCCAUCUGUCGCCGUUAACGAUUACAAAAAUUAUUUAAGAGAUAACUUGAGUAACAGUGUUAUUGAGUCAUUUCUGAGAAAGUUUCUGGACGAUUUGGAACGUCACAAAUCCGUAGAAAUGUUAUACAAUGUAUUUGGAUUCGUCAAUGAACUGCAAGGCUUGGAAGAUCAGUUUUAUACAUUACGCAAAAAGCUUUCACUUUUGCCUUUCUACAAGUCACUUUCAAAUAGAAUUUCUGAAUACACCGAUAAACUUUAUAAAAAUAACGAAUUAAAAGAUGACAAUAAGAAAGUUCUUGGCUAUCUGUACACAGCAACUUUGAGUAAGAUUUACAGCAUUAACAAUAACGCAGGUAGUAAUCUUGUCAUGGAUCUGCCGGAAUAUUUAAAACUAACCAUAAAAGAAAUAAACAGACUGAAGGAUGUAGGCAACAUCGCGGCAAUAAGCGAAGAACAAACAAAGUACCAAAAAGAAAUCGUGAAAAAGAUAAAUGAAGCUCAAAGUUUUGUUGAGACGCAAAUCAAUCCAGAGAUAAACAAUGUAUUUUACCAAAUAGAUCAUCAAAUCGAGCUGCUGAUCGACGAGAUCAUUGCUUUGCAAAACGCAGCUCAAGUGGAGAAGCAAAAGUUAGAAGAACAACAACGGCAAUUAGAAGACACGUUAGCCUUGAAAAUGUUAUUUGGCAUUCCAAAAAUGGCAAGUCAAUUUUUAAGCUUUUUAGGCCCCGUUGGUGCAGCUGCCGGAGCAGUGAUUGGCGGUGGGAUAAUGGUCACGGAAUCUUUAGUGUUGGAUCCUUCGAGCACGGCUGGCUCGGAAACUAUAGCAGCCUUACCAGCUGCGGUAAAAAAUUCCCUGUCAAAAUUAACAGAACAGCUGAAAGAGCAGCAAGCGCUUUUUAAAGAGCAAUUAGCUGAUUCGCAAAAGGAACUCAAAGAUUUCACGAACAAUAAACCAGCAGCAGAUAUCAAAGAUAUGAAAGAUAUUGAGAAGAAGGUAGAAGAAACUAAAAACGAGCUGGAAAAAGAAAUGGCACAAGGAAGUUUCCUCGAUCCAGAAGCCGUAGAUAAAAUGUACAACAUGCGAAAGGAAGUGGCUGGCUUAUUGGAAAAGAAGAAAGAUAUUUUGGAAAAACUAAAACCGGGACAAGAAGCGAAAAUUAAUCAACAGUUGAAGAUGGUGAAACGUAUUCAGGACAUUGUCAGUGCGGUUCAAAUACCUAUAGAUUUCUAUAAUAAAAUCAAGAAGGAUCAAGCUAAAAUAAAUGAAUUGUCUCUUGCUAUAAAAAGAGCAGAUGAGAAAAUGAGGCAAUUGAUGAUAUAUGAGCAGAGCAUCUAUUCAACGAUGAUCCCUAUAUGUAAAAACAUAGAAAAUAAAGUAAACGAUAUGGAAAGCAAUUUACAAGGUAAAUCCCACUCAGCUCUUGACAUAAGUAAAUGGCAAAUACAGAGUACUUUAAGGGACAUCAAGCUUGAAAUGCAAAAAAUGACGAAGGGAUUUAAGAUACAAGAAGAUCUAUCUCGCUGUAUAGAAAAAUUAGAGGAAGGCAUGACUAUCAUGAUUAAUAUGUACGACCGCAUAGAAGAUUAUCACGACAAAGCAGAAUUGGCCGAUUACAUAGCAAACAUCAACUCCAACAGAGCGAAUCAAAUCACCAUAAGCAAUCCAGUGUUGAGACACGAAGUAGACAAUCUAAGAUGGAUUAUACAAUCCAACCUUGUACUGGCUAAGUACCAAACAGGUAUGGAUGCGUUCAGGCAACAUAUCUAUCCGUUUGCUGAGUACUUUUUACAAGAAUUCGAUCUACCUACUUCGCUGCAAUCAAACGAUACCAACAGUUUAGUAGCUAAAACUGAUGAGCAAAUGACGGUUUUGAGAUCAAAGCUAAUAGAAUCUAAAAUAACCAUUACUGAUUACGAUAAAGUAAGAUGGAGCAAUGUUCUAUUCGACGGUGGAGAAAAUAAUUUACCGCCGUUCUUCGUGUGGAAAAGUAGUAAAAAUAAAAACGCGAUUAAAAAUCUUCUGGAAGGAAAGGAAAUAACUAUGAAGGCCGACGUUAAGGAAGGUUUGAAUAGGAAUGCGAUUAAAUUUAAUAGAGUGAAGAUUAAUUUCAAGUUAGCCAACGAAACAAUGCAAAACGAAUUAAAUAAGCAAUUAGAAGCUUUUCAAGUUGAAAUGAUACAUUUAGGUACUUCUUAUUAUAGAUGCGAAAAUAAAUUUUACACGAUUCCAAGUACUAAUCAAACCAUCACAUAUACGUUUGCGAGAGACGAAAAUGGAGAUCCUAAAAAUUCGAAUGAUGUAUAUAAAAAAUUAGAAAAGCACGAGCCCGUGCUUAGCCCAUAUACUUUGUGGAAUUUAAAAAUAAGUCUGUUUGAUCAAUCCAGAGGUUUUCUGUUUAAUGCUUUAGAAAAGUAUAAAGAUGCAGAAAUAGAUCUGGAAUUGGUAGGAAAAGGCCAGUACGUCGAGCGAGGUAUUGAUGUAUGCAACAACGAUUUGAAUAAGUAUUACGCUGCGGACGAAACAAUAUUUGAAAUCGAUCAUAAUAUCGAUUUGCCCAAAAAACAACAAUUUUUACCGGUUAUCCGAGCGAUCAAGUCGAUAAGCACUUUGUCCAAGAUCAAUGCAAAACAUUUAACGAGAAAACGACGCAGUGUGGAUGAACAUCAAGAGUCAGCACGAGAUUAUAACACAAAUUCAUUUGCAACCAGUGGAGCUUCCAGCAGUGUGAAGUCCUCGUUUAUCAAUAACAUUUUCAAUCUGAUUGGAUCUGGCUUGGUAGCUUACGAAUACCUGAUUCCAAUAAAUAAAAUAGGCCAAUGGUUCAAGACGGGAGAGAAAAUUGAUGAUGUCUAUCACGAUUUCAAGCCUCUGGAUGUUGCUGUUCCAGAAACUCUGAAUCGAUUGAAUCCUCAGACUUUGGAUUCCGAGCUGCCAGUCGCAUCCAAUUUGUUCAUAAACCAGGAAUCGUCUACUGUCGGUAGCUCGCCAAGUGUUCUCAUGUUCUGCAACAAUGGCAACUUACUUUUAUUAGAUAUGAUAGCACGCCGAAAGAGCGGAAUAAAAUACCAGCACACCGACUUUGUAGUAGAUCAGAAACCUGAUUCUGAGUUUGCUCAGAAUCUUGCUUAUCGCGCAUAUGCGCCAUAAUAUAAAGUUCAGAAAAAUGAUAAAUUUUAAUUAUACGCAAAUGAAAACAAUACAAAUAUUAUACACUUCGUUUUAGAAUGUUAUUUUAAAUACCUUCAGUCUUCUUUUCUGACAAAUGAAUGUAUAAUGUCAUUAUUUUCAGCGUUGUAUAAUCACCUAAUACAGUGCAAUUAUUUUAUCUCA